This is a messenger RNA of Racocetra fulgida, 459 nucleotides long. The record is from the annotation of a GenBank genome assembly. Lineage: Eukaryota; Fungi; Glomeromycota; Glomeromycetes; Diversisporales; Gigasporaceae.
AUGGUUAAAAAAGCUAUCGCAGUUCUUCGACCUGAUCAACCAAAUGGCACUGUUAACGGUACAAUCAUUUUUACUCAGGAAGGUGAAGAAGUUAAAGUUGAUAUAGAUAUUAAAGGGCUUCCAGCCGGAAACAACCUGCAUGGAUUUCAUAUUCAUGAAUUCGGUGAUAAUACUAACGGAUGUACCUCUGCUGGACCCCAUUACAAUCCACUUAAUGUCAAUCAUGGUGAUAAAGGAGAUAAAAUACGUCAUGUUGGUGAUUUGGGUAAUGUUAGAGCUGUGGAUGGUUGUGUUAAAGAACAAAUCAUCGACAAUCAAAUCAACGAUCUUGGGAAAGGUGGUCACGAAUUUUCUCUUACUACUGGUAAUGCUGGUAAACGCCUUGCCUGUGGUGUUAUUGGUAUGCUUAUUAAAUCAUGUGCAUUAUUGUUUUUUAUUGAUCUCUAUUACUUGGACUAA